AUGUUUGGCGCCCUCAGACCCACCUCGCUCGUCUCAAGUGGUCUCCUCUGGAAAAACCCCUGGCGACUCUCUGCUACCCGAAAGGCCAACCAACGCAAGAGACUGAGGCGUGUCGAUGAUGUUAUUUCGAUGGUUUCGGAGAGUGGGGUGGUGACAAAGAGUUUGGUCAAGGCCUUGGAGUUGCCGACGGAGGCCGAGAUGCCGCCCAAAGGUGAAUCUGUGUUCGAGUCUCAGGUUGGCAAGGGAGAUCUGAGCCGAGGAGAGCAUGAGACGGCAGUGAAAUCAACUGGGAAUGUCUUUGGAGGGUGGUGCUAG
Molecule: messenger RNA, 315 nt
Organism: Cryptococcus wingfieldii CBS 7118
Lineage: Eukaryota; Fungi; Basidiomycota; Tremellomycetes; Tremellales; Cryptococcaceae
Product: 50S small subunit ribosomal protein L31
Exons: 2
Coding region: 1-315 (104 amino acids)
Cellular component (GO): mitochondrial large ribosomal subunit
Molecular function (GO): structural constituent of ribosome
Source: RefSeq, a predicted model, not a curated record